AUGAAUGAAAGCCAGUUAAAAAGUAUCCCAACACUGGUUUUAGGAGACUUACCACCUAGAGAACGUGAACAUUAUUUUAAGUUUUUAGUUGAAAAUGAAGUCCAAUUCGUGGAAGACGAGCAUGGCUACUUUGUGGCAGUUAUAAGAGUGAUAAAUCCCAAACGUAAUGAUUAUUUAGUUAAUUCGACAACCACAAAAAAAGCAAAAGGAGAUAAACAGAGGCUAUUUCAAAGCACUUUUUCUUACCAGCAAAAGGUAGUUUCUAAUGAAAGCCCUAAAGAAGAGCCAUCAAGCCAGAGAAGCAAAAGUGUAAAAAAUAAACAGAAAACCCCUAACUCCCACCCCAGUAAGCAAUUUCUUGCUUAUUCGUAUUAAAUUUUAUAUGAAUAGAUUGAAAAUUGCUUAUUAUUGGGGAGAAAUGUCAAAAAUUGGAUUUUUCAAUUUUUAUCUGAAAAUCCCCAAUAAAAAGCAAUUUUCAAUCUAUUCAUAUAAAAUUUACUAUUUCAAAAUUUGGGACUAAAACCCCCAAGGAUUUUCUAUUACUGGGAGAGGAAAAGAAAUAUUAGCCCAUUUAAGCCAGAUUUUUCCCCAAAUCAAAUGAAAGGGAUUUCUGAUUUUCUUGAUCAAGAUAUGUCACAAAGCUUUGUAGGUUUUAUAUAGAAAAAUAAUGGGGAGAGUAUGGAUACAAAGAGAUCGGUUAAUUCUAAGACUCCAGAUAGGCAGAGAGAAGAUCCUAUGAAAGUAUUCUUAAAAAAUACAAAAUUCCAGAAUAUGGUAAAUUUAUUAAAAUUACAAUCAGGAACUCAUUUAAGGCCAAAAAUAUUAUCAAUUGGAAACUUAAUAAGGGCUAUUGAAGAAAUAUAUAACGCAAAAUAUAAGCAAGAUACAGCGAUUAUUGAAGAAGAGCUAGUAAGGAAAGCAUCAAAUAAGCAGCCUGUGCCAUUUCCUGAAUUUGUUGCUGAUUAUUUGGCUGAUAAAUAUAAAAACCGCAGGAUGAUUGAACAAAACACUAUAGAUUUAUGCCAGUCAUUAGAAACUUAUGAAAAAGACUACGUAGAAAUCAAAACUUUUUCCAAUUUUUUAACUGCGUUUUUGGAUAGUGAUGAUUUAAUUUUCUUUUUAUUUGUAAGAAACUCCAUACAAAAAAUCUUAGGCUUGCAAUUUGCACCUAAAUUCCCAGGCCAAAGAGUUACAGAAGACACAAGAUCAAUAUUUUUAAACAUGAAGCAAUGCAUAAAAGUCACAAAUGUCGUUUUCGCUGACGAAGAAUCUCUACAAAAAACUUUUAUAAGCCAAGUCGACAAGGUAAUGCAAAAUUCUGAUAACUUAGAAUCUCUUAUAAACGUAGCUUCCUUUAUGGAGUUAUUUUUAGAAAUUUAUCAUGAAGUCCAGCCAUCCCGCCAUAUGAUGAAUUCUAACCUUUCUCCUUUCCACUCAGACGAUUCUCCAAAACACCAAGAAGAUAUUCUUUAUUAAUUUAAAUAAAAAAAAAAUAAAAAAAAAUUUAAAUUAAAAUAUUCAAUAAAAAUAAUUAUACAUUUGCUGAAAGCAUGAUUCACCAUGAAAAUGAAUUUGAAGGGGAAAGCGAAAUACUUAAAAGCCUUGAUUUCAGUAGCAUGCUAAAAAGCGUGUAUUCAGCUCCUAAAGAUACACCUCCAUUAUUGUCAGAAAAAAUGAUGAAAAGUAGUGACUUUUUUGAAAAAAAAUCAAAUGAGAAUUCUGAGUCAAAAUUACCAGAAAUGCCAGUUAGGGUUGCACAGAGACCUGUUGAGCCUGUAAUAAAAAUAGCUGAGCCAGUAAGAAAAGGCAGCACUCCUCGCCAAUCUCCUCAAGAUGAUUUAAAAAAGUCUUGCAUUGAUUAUUCAGAUUCUAAGCUGGUUGACCAAUUUGUGCUACUUAUCCUUAAAUCUCUUACUGAUGUCCCACGGCCUGUAAUAACAGAAAUCCGCCCACAAGUAGUUUCAUAUCUGUCUGCAAAAAUGACUGGCUUAAUAGAAGCUCUUUUUAGCUUUGAUAAGCGAAGAUGGCUAGAACUUCUGGAAACUGACAAUAAAGAAUCAUUAAAACAUGUAGAAGUUUUACAAAAACAAGUGAGGCAGCUGCAGAGAACAAUGGCUUCAGAAGAAGAUAUUGAUAGCAUAUGCCGAACUAUUUUGCAGACUCCUGAAUUGAAAAAACUUAUAGGUUCUCAUAUUACGAAUUUAUCACAACAAUAUGCUAAUAAGUGAUAA
Blepharisma stoltei is the source of this 2231-nucleotide messenger RNA. The record is from the annotation of a GenBank genome assembly. Lineage: Eukaryota; Ciliophora; Heterotrichea; Heterotrichida; Blepharismidae.